AAAUGAUAAAAUGAAUUAUCCAUUGUUUCACAAAGUUAGGGAAAAAAUGGGAAACUUGAAAGCAGUGGCUGUUAUCACUGGAAACAACAAUAGUAUUAAAGGCUCUUUACAAUUUAUCCAACAAUCCAAUGGUGCUACCCAGGUGAGAGGAAAAAUAAUUGGUUUAGCUCCAGGUCUUCAUGGUUUCCAUAUACAUGCUUUGGGCGAUACGACUAACGGUUGCAAUUCCACUGGACCUCAUUUUAAUCCACUUAAGAAAGAUCACGGAGCUCCAAGUGAUGAAGUACGUCACGCGGGUGAUUUAGGCAACAUUGUUGCUGGUCCUGAUGGGGUGGCGGUGAUAUCGAUUUCAGAUAUGCAGAUUCCUCUUAGCGGAGUACACUCCAUUUUGGGGAGAGCAGUAGUCGUGCACGCUGAUUCUGAUGAUCUCGGAAGAGGUGGACAUGAACUUAGUAAGACAACUGGGAAUGCAGGUGCAAGAGUCGGCUGCGGUGUUAUUGGGCUUCAAUCAUCUGUUUAAUAUUUGUGUUAGUCAAAUCAUGUUAAACUAGCCAUAAUCUCAAAGGGUUGAUUAAUAAAUUGUUUGAACCUUAGUUACAUUUUGCUAGUGAUAAUCAUGAUAAUUACAUUUUCUACUCUUGUAUAGACAAUUUAGAUAUGUUGGUAUGAAAUAAUUUUUAUUUUUUA
Molecule: messenger RNA, 687 nt
Organism: Capsicum annuum
Lineage: Eukaryota; Viridiplantae; Streptophyta; Magnoliopsida; Solanales; Solanaceae
Product: superoxide dismutase [Cu-Zn] 2
Exons: 7
Coding region: 11-520 (169 amino acids)
Biological process (GO): removal of superoxide radicals
Molecular function (GO): superoxide dismutase activity; copper ion binding
Source: RefSeq, a predicted model, not a curated record